AUGGUGUCCGAGCAGAAGGCGGAGGAGAAGAUCACCGAGCAGCAUGGUGGUGUGCCCCCCGUUUCGGAGCAGAAGGCCGAGGAGAUGAUCACCGAGCAGCCUGAUGGUGUGCCCGCCGUUUCGGAGCAGAAGGCGGAGAAGAUCACGGAGCAGCCCGAUGGUGUGCCGUCCAAGGUGUCCGAGCAGAAUGCCGAGGAGAAGAUCGCUGAGCAGCCGAAGCAUGCUGGUGGCAACGAUCAGAUCGUGACGGCUGAUCAGGAUGCUCCGGCAAAGUCCAAGCACACCGCUGCUUCAGGUGCUGUACGAUUUGCUGUGGAGAACCCGCAGCUGUUGCACCGGUUUGACUUCAAGGAGGGAGUCAUGGCGCUGAAGCCGGGGGAGACGGAGCACGAUCGGGACUGCAGGUUGGCCCACAACCUGUAUGUUCGCUACAACAAGUCUGUGAAGGGUCCGAACUGCCCGCCGGAGGUGGCAGAGAAGGUGGCGAAUGCCCGUCGCGGCAGCCGAACGAUCGAGACCAUGUUCGCGGAUUGGGUAUCCAGCAGGGGGGACCUCAUCAAGAAGGAAGGUCAGGAGGAAGCCAUGGAUUGGGAUCUCUUGCGGGUGUGGGACUCUGCGGCCAUCGAGAAAGUGGACAAGCACAAGGUCGCGAGCGGGACCAACUCUGAGAUGCCAGAGAUGGUGCGGGGGCUCUUGGCAGCGGCCAGUGCGAGCUCAGGAUCAGCAGCAGCAGCACCGGCGCCCACGGCUGGAGGUGCCCCGAUGAUGGCACUGCCGUGUCCGACGCCACUACCUGGCCAGGAGGAGUUGGGUGCAUCUUUGGGCAGCACGCAGCUGCCGAUCGUGAAGAAGCCUAAGGCUCUUGUGAACAAGUGCGAGAACAAAAUCAAGACGGGGAACGAAAAGAUCGCUGACAUGGAUGUCUUGAUGGAGGAGAUGAAAGAGUAUGAGCAGAUGCCAGCUGCCGUGAAAGAUGCCUACACCGUCGAGCUCAAGGCUCAUGUGGAAGGCCUGGAGCUGAAGAUUAAGACGUUGCAGCACGAGCUGGACGAAGGCGACGGAUCGAAGCUCCAGGAUCACCUUGAUGAGUUGGGCCAGGGCAUCAGCGAUUACAUGCAGGCUUCGGGCGGAUACUUACUCGCACGGUCGCAUGUCGGUCGUAUCGAUGAGCUGGGGCCAAUGGCCCGCCAUGUUCUUCAGUGCACCGGCAAAGGAGACCUUAGCUUCGCCGCUGCCCGCGAGAUGCUCCAACGAUCGCACGAGGAACUCAGUAUGCAUGGGCAGAAGCUGGGAGUGCAAGCGGUUAUUCCACAUGUCCUAGCACACCGACACCUUGACCUGCAGCAGCUCACGACCGAGACUGCUGCCUACUGGAGUCACAUGAGGGAGCACUCCGAAUGGGGUCGGGACCACCCGGGCUCCAACCGGCACCACCCACUUUUCCUCUAUGGGGAUGAUGCUCAGUUCAGUCAGCAAGAGAAAUUAACGGUGGUGUAUUGUGGUUUCUGCCUCGAUGCGAGAAAGAACUCAAUGUGUGUGCAUUUGCCUCUCUUCAUCAUUCGCUGUUCGCUUUCCGCGGGCUUCGAAACUUUGCAGGCGUUUUUGAAGCCAGUUGUGGCUUCGUUGAACUACCUGUUUUAUGGCUUCCACCCACGGUUCCCGAUCAUCGAUCGCCAGGGCAAUUGCGGAUCCUUCGGCCCAGUUGAUCGCUCGGACCUGUCUGAAGAGCCUUUGAUGGAUGCCACGGACGGCCUCCCGCUUGUAGCAGCUGUGACAGAAAUCCGGGGAGACUGGAAAUUCUACAAAGUCUCCUAG
This is a messenger RNA of Symbiodinium sp. CCMP2592, 1815 nucleotides long. NCBI's taxonomy places the organism in Eukaryota, Dinophyceae, Suessiales, Symbiodiniaceae. The record is from the annotation of a GenBank genome assembly.